Acanthocheilonema viteae is the source of this 2460-nucleotide messenger RNA. The record is from the annotation of a GenBank genome assembly. NCBI's taxonomy places the organism in Eukaryota, Metazoa, Nematoda, Chromadorea, Rhabditida, Onchocercidae.
AUGAAAUCAGCUGGAUAUAUUGCAACUGGUGGAAAUCAGGGACUUCUUAAAAUUCUCAAAUUACCAGCAACUUCACCAAGUAACAAUACAUCACCAAUAGCGGUAUCGAGCAAUUUAUCGAUGAAUCAAAAUUUAGAUGGACAUUCGAAUAUUGUCCAUAUAGCAGAAUGGAAUGAGUGUUAUCAGAAGUUGACAACGUGUGAUAGUAACGGUUUGAUAAUCGUUUGGUUAACACAAAGUGAUAGUUGGUAUGAAGAAAUGAUUAAUAAACGGAAUAAAUCAAUUGUCGUUGGCAUGGCAUGGAGUCAUAACGGUACCAAAAUUGCUAUCGCUUAUGAGGAUGGACAAGCGAUUAUUGGUUCUGUUGAUGGAAGUCGUUUAUGGAAUAAAAAUAUUGCUAGUAAUUUGGUUACACUUUGUUGGUCAGGCGAUUCAACAUUGAUAAUGUUCGGUCUGAUAGAUGGUGAAAUACAUGCAUACGAUGCAGUAGGCACAUUUGUGCAUAAGCUACGUAUGGUUUGUAUUGAAAAUGUUGAAUUGGAAACCGCUUUAAACAACUUAUUUAUUAUUAAAUUUUCGAUAUCACGACGAGUUUAUAUUCCGGAUGAUCGGCCACAAUUUCUUGUUGCGUACAAUCAUGGUACUGUACAGUUGAUGAGACAUGAAAAUGAUUCAAAUCCGGUCAUUAUCAAACUACCAAAUAUGAUUCUCAGUAAAGCCCGUUGGUCACCAGAUGGCUCAAUGCUUGCAAUUUGUGGUUUACAAACAAAUUCAGAAGAUGAAAAAUGUAUGGUACAUUUCGCUACUGCUUACGGCGAGCCUUUAAGAAAUUUACCGAUACCGGGACAAACAAUUGCGGAUAUAUCUUGGGAAAGUGAGGGUUUACGACUUUGUGCGGCAGUUGAUAGCCAUUUAUUCUUCGCUAACAUUCGACCGAAUUACAAAUGGGCCUAUUGUGGUCAAACAGUGAUUUAUUCGUAUGAAAGGAUGGAAAACAAAGAACAUUGUGUGGUGUUUUUUCAAACAAAACUUGAAGAAGUUUACAUACAAUACGUAAAACCAAUCGUUGCAUUAGCUGCUUCCAACGAACAUUGCAUUCUGAUAUCACGAAUAGAGAAUCAAUUUGGCCAGUAUCUUAUGCAAAUUUGCAAUGGUAUCGGAACAACAAUCGAUUCCAAAUAUACUAAUUUAGAGCCAAAGCAUGUAGUAAUGAAUGAUUCUGAAGUUGUCAUCGCAGAUAAUUUAUCGUUCACUAUUUGGCAGUAUAAUAUUCCAUGUGCUGUAAAUCGUGAAAUCAAUUUAAGUGCUGAUAAUUCAAUUCAAAACGAUCAAAAAUUGUACUAUAUUGAUGAAACUGAUGAAGUUGAUGCAACUUCACUUAAUCUCAUGCGAAGACGAGCUCAAGUAUUAAAACAGCAGCAAAAAGAUGAAAUAUGUGCAAUAGGAAUCUCGAAACAAUUCAUUCUAGUUUGUCGAAAUUCUGGAGUGGCUCAUUAUUAUUCAUUGCCAGAAGUAACAUUGCAGUCAGUUCUUAAUUUGGGUUGUUGUGUAGAAAAAUUGGAAUUGAAUUGUAAUGGAACACGAUUGGCUGCACUUACUGCCAAAGGAUUGAAAUUAUUUGAAUUACGUGAUAAUUCCGUAGUAUCAUUAUACCUUGAGAGAAGCGAUGUUUGGAAUAUUAAAUGGGAUUCGGAAAAAGAUGAUACGAUAGCAGUGAUGGAAAAAAUGAGGCUCUGUGUUGUACGAAAUAAAGAAACUGAAGAACCAAUUGUCAACAACGGUUAUAUUUGUUCAUUCAAAAAUCUCAUCGUUCGUACCGUACUCCUCGAUGAAAUAAUGAAAAAUCCUGAAACACCGCAUAUAUCAUUCAUUAUUGAUGUCGAAAUUAAAUUGCUUCGAAAUGUGAAAAAUCUCUUAGAGAAGAUGAAAAUUCAAGAAGCAACAGAGUUUAUCGAAAAAAACAAUCAUCCUAAACUAUGGGCAUUACUAGCUGAGGUAGCAUUAAACCGUCUCGAUACAGCUCUUGCAGAACAUGCAUUCGUCAUGUUGAAAGAUUAUGCCGGAAUACAACUUAUCAAACGGAUCAAUGCUUUAAAGAAGACAGUAGUUGUUGAAAAAGUUUUAAUAUUAUGUAAAUGUUCUCAGCAUGAUGGCUUCAAAAAAGCUGAAGUAGCAACAUUUUAUGGAUAUAUCGAUGAGGCGGAAAAAAUUUACAUGGAAAAUGAUCGACGUGAUUUAGCAAUUGAACUUAGGGAAAAAAUGAAUGAUUGGUUUCGAAUUGUGGAAAUUUUACAAAAAAGUAGACAACCGGGUGACGAUGAAUUAUUAAAGAAGGCAUGGAAUCAUGUUGGUGAUUAUUAUGCUGAACGACAGAAAUGGUAUGAUAAUGAUCAUGAUAAAAUUUUCUUGGGUUUAAUUAGAUUUAACAGAUUGUAUUACACUGUUCAUGACAUUUACUAA